Messenger RNA from Penicillium brevicompactum, 465 nucleotides. RefSeq lists its product as uncharacterized. The record is from RefSeq and is a predicted model, not a curated record. The coding region runs from base 1 to 465 and encodes 154 amino acids. Lineage: Eukaryota; Fungi; Ascomycota; Eurotiomycetes; Eurotiales; Aspergillaceae. The transcript is spliced from 2 exons.
AUGUCUUUCCCGGAGUCCAACAAGUUCUCCCACGCCAAACACCCCAAAUACUUUAGAAUGGACAACCCUCCCCAGAUCCCCGCACAAGACCCCGAAGCACGCGAGCAGCGCAAACAGUCCGAAUUGGCCGAUUUCAACCACGAGCAAACGCAAAGACCCAGCUCCAUGGCAUCCGGCAGCUCGGUUGCGGACUUUGGAAAUUCGGUUUCGUCCCUUGCGCAGGAGAGCGCAGGGGUCGUUAAGGAGACUGUUGUCGAGGGAGUUCCGAAGGCAUUGCAUGCUGUUCAGGAAGGAAUCUCUGCGAUUGCGGGCGGGGCGAAGGAGGUUGAGGAGACGGUAUCUGACAAUUUGAGUGCCGAGUCGCAGGCCGAAUUCGAGCAUAUUGACAACAUGUCCAACGAGCGAGUGUGUGAUUUCCUACGUCAGAAACACAUGAGCAACACGCAUCCACGAUCCACGAACUAG